This is a messenger RNA of Contarinia nasturtii (swede midge), 2379 nucleotides long. RefSeq names its product modular serine protease-like. The transcript is spliced from 8 exons. Bases 293 to 2278 code for a protein of 661 amino acids. Gene Ontology annotation, molecular function: serine-type endopeptidase activity; protein binding; G protein-coupled receptor activity. The record is from RefSeq and is a predicted model, not a curated record. Gene Ontology annotation, biological process: proteolysis. Gene Ontology annotation, cellular component: membrane. Lineage: Eukaryota; Metazoa; Arthropoda; Insecta; Diptera; Cecidomyiidae.
CACAGUGAAAACUGAUAGAGAUUUCUAUUUCAUCUUUUUUUUCUCUUUGUCUCUAUUUGAUUUUGUUAUAAUUUUUUGUUUUGUUUAUCACAAAUGAUUCGAACUGAUAGAUUAGUGUCUUCGAGCGAGCAUAGAAAAAUAGUGUGAUGAUUGUCAUUGGAAUUUGUUUUACAUUCUGUGCGCUGUGGUGAAGCAGAAUUAAGCGCACAAUUGAUUGGCGGCAAAUCAAUAAUUGCAAAGUGAAAUUUUUGAAAGUUAGACAUGUCAUUUGUUUUUGUGUAAAGAAUUUAGCAUGUAUUUAUUUAAUUCGUUAAUUUUCUCACUGAGCAUUUUGGCCGUCGCUCAAUCCGCAAGAGUUGCAAAUCGUAAUAGUUUCGUUCCACGAACGAUACAGUGCACCGCAUUCGAAUGGAAAUGCGACAAUGGACAGUGUAUUGAUUCGUCGGAAGUAUGCGACGGCAUAGCAAAUUGCAGUGACGGGAGCGAUGAAACAACCGACAAUUGUAUUGCCACAACGUGUCCAAGAUAUGCGUUCCGAUGUAACUAUGGAGCUUGUGUUGCUGGUAAUGCUGAAUGCAAUCGAAAGAUUGAAUGCUUAGAUGGAUCCGAUGAAGCAACGGAAAAAUGUCCAACAAAAACUCAGGAACAAUUACAAGGUUCAUGUAAUAGAAAUAGUUUUCAAUGUGAUAAUGGAGAUUGCAUAAAUGUAGAAUAUUUGUGUGACGGGGCUCCAGAAUGUAGCGAUUCGUCUGAUGAAUCAGUUAGAUAUUGUGCGAGCACACAUUGUCCAUCGUAUGCAUUUAGAUGUGGAACCGGUGGAUGCAUUAGUGGCAAGAAAAAGUGCGAUAAUCGCAUCGAUUGUAUCCUGGAUGGUAGUGACGAAAACUGGGCAUUGUGCGGUAAAAGGAAAAAUGAGAGUCUAUCAAUCCGACCUCCGGUUGUUCAGGUGAAUACAUCGCAAAGGCCAGUAAAUACAUUUCAAAUGUCGACCACAUUUGCACCAACGUCAAACAUUGACUCGUGUCGUGCUGAUAAUAUUCCAGUGAAUGGCGACGCAUAUUAUCAAUAUGAUACGACAAAGAAAGUUUUGUAUGGUGAAAUUGUGGAAAAUUUUGUCAGUAUAAAUUAUAAAUGCAUUGAAAAUCAUGAAUUGAUUGGAAACGGAACAAACAUAUGCAUCGGAGGUCGUUGGCAAUCACAAAAACCACAAUGCAAACCGAGAUGUAGUGCGUCUGAAAUUCAAGGUGUUACAAUAUCGGCAAAUUGCUUUUCAAUUGUGAACAACACACAAAAGUCGACGUCAUGUGUUCGACCAGUCGAACCUGGAACCCUUGCAUAUGUGAGUUGUCAACGUGGUUAUGAAAAAAUCGGACCGCAGCAAACAUUGACUUGCCGAGAAGAUGGACGCUGGUCACCAACACCGCAGCGAUGUACACAGAUUUGCGGAGAAAUUAAUGAAGGCACUGCAUAUAUAGUCGGAGGUAGUGUAACAACUAUUUCACGAAUUCCAUGGCAUGCUGGCAUUUACCGGAAGAACAGUUAUGAUGGCAAAUAUUCACAGAUAUGUGGUGGAACAAUUAUCACUUCGAAAGUCAUUAUUUCGGCAAUGCAUUGUUUUUGGGAUGCAAGUGAAGACAGACCAUUUCGAGCGGACGCAUUUCUGGUGGCCGUUGGAAAAACAUUACGAGACUUUUCCGUCCGUGAAGAUCAUAAACCGCAAUUCUUUGUUAUUGAGCACAUUUUUUACAUUGAUGGCUAUAAUGAUCUAGCUGGUUCUUAUGCUAAUGAUAUUGCGUUAUUGGUAGUUGAUAAGCAUAUUGAAUUCCAUUCAUUUAUUGUGCCAAUAUGCUUGCCACAAAAUCUACAAUAUGCCGAUAAGAACGUGGAACCCGGCUGGAGAGGUUUCACUGCUGGUUGGGGACUGGAAGCGUCAAAUGGACAACCGAGCCCAGUUCUAAAAAAAAUUGAAUUGCCAGUUGUUAGCCGAGAGGAAUGUAAAGACAAGUCAUCACCUGAAUUUGCCAACUUUAUUACGAGUGAUAAAUUUUGCGCGGGUCAUUUGACUGGGGUGAGCGUGUGUCAAGGCGAUUCAGGUGGUGGUCUCGUUUUCCCUCAGACUGUGCGCCAAAAGACUACGUACACAUUGCGCGGUAUUGUCAGUACGGGUGGUAAUAAAGCUGGCAGUUGUGACAACGAUAAGUACACCACAUUCACAAAUGUAGCACACUACAUGGAGUUCAUCAACGCUCAUAUUUCAAAGUAUGAACCAAAGUACUAAAUUGUAAUGUUUUUGCUAUUUAUUUUAGUUAUUUUUCAAUACAAAUUUUAUGUUGAAUAAAUUUAUUGUUCUUUUAAAAUUCAUAAGAAUUUUGAAAUAAA